GGGCGGGAGCUGCCCCGUCCCCGCGGAACUACAGCUCCCGGCGCUCCCGGCGCGGUUCCCAUGGACACGGGGAGCUGAGCCCGCGCCCCGCCGAGCGAUGCCCAAGCCCAGUGAUACUUUGUGGGAUCUUGCUAUAGCUGAAGUGGAGAAGAGAGAAAACCCUGAUGAUGAUGUCAAGCAGGGGGAAGUUUGGGAAAAAUCAAUAUUAUUUAUGGGAAACAAAAAUGGGGGAAAGACUACUAUUAUAUUGAGGUGUCUUGAGAGGGAAGAGACUCCAAAACCAACAUUAGCCUUGGAAUAUACCUUUGGAAGAAGGGCAAGGAGACACAAUACACCUAAAGAUAUAGCUCAUUUUUGGGAACUAGGUGGUGGAACCUCAUUACUGGAACUCAUUCGAAUACCAAUCACUAGCCACAACAUAAGAUCCUUUGCUGUAGUUCUUGUUUUGGAUCUGUCCAAACCCAAUGAACUCUGGACUACUAUGGAGAACCUUCUGCAGGUCACCAGGAACCAUGUGAACAAAAUUUUAGCCAAACUAGAAAAGACAAAUCCUGAAGUAGCUGCUGAACUUAAACAGAGGAUGCGGAACAAUCUGCAGAGGGAUCACCCAGAUUAUGAGUUAGUUGACCCUUUUCCAAUACCCUUGGUGAUAAUUGGAAGCAAAUAUGAUAUUUUUCAUGAGUUUGACUCUGAAAUGAGGAAAAUAAUAAGCAAGACACUUCGAUUUGUUUCACAUUAUUAUGGAGCAUCAUUAGUGUUUACCAGUAAAUCUGAGGCUCUGCUGCUGAAAGCCCGUGUUCUUAUUAAUCACUUGGCAUUUGGCUAUGAUAAAAGCAAAUCUGUAUCAGUGGACCCCAGCAAACCUCUGUUUAUACCAGCAGGCCUGGAUUCGCUGAGCCAAAUAGGACCACCACCUGCCUCGGAUAGUGAUAUUGGAAAGAUGCGCGCAAACACACCUUUGGAACUGUGGAAAAAAGUAUUUGAGAAAACAUUUCCUCCCAAAAGUUUUUGUGAUUUACAAGAUACCAAGGACCCUGCACAGGAUAUACAAUACGCUGAGUAUGAAGUUGAUGUCAUGAGAGCUCAGAAAAACCAGGAACUUGAACAGUACAAAAGAAAUGCCUCUAAAUCAUGGAAAGAAAUGGAUUUUGACUCCGCUUGAUGAGCUGCCGUAGGUGUCUUUGAUUUAACAACGUUUACAAAAUUAUUUUAAAGUUACACGAGCAAUUUCAUCUGAAACAAUUGAAAAUACAUAUUAUCAAACUACAAAAAUAGUAUUUAUUAAACAUCCUUGUUGGUAUUUUUCAGAAAUAGAGCUGUUCAUGCAGUCCAAAUUUGUGAAUCUCGACAGUGGCACAGUUUUAAAAAGUGGGGAGACAAGAAUUCUAGAUUGCUUACAUAUGAGUUUGAACAUAAAGACUGGCAUUAGUCAGUUCUACCUAUUUUAUAACACAUUAUUUGGUUUAUUUUUAAAUACUUCUGCCCUAGACAUGUAUUUAAAUAUAAACAAGUUUUCACACCCAAAAUAUGAAACUGUGUAGUAGAGUGUGGUGGGCAUCUUUUUCUAGUUCUUUGCAUGUAUAAGUCAAAAGCAAAUCUUAAGAAAUACCUGCUUCAUUGUUUGAUAUAUUUGAAUAAAUAAAUAAAAACCUGGCAGAAUAAAGUGUAAAACAUUCUUUGACCUGGA
Messenger RNA from Neopelma chrysocephalum (saffron-crested tyrant-manakin), 1687 nucleotides. RefSeq names its product dynein cytoplasmic 2 light intermediate chain 1 (gene DYNC2LI1). Gene Ontology annotation, cellular component: ciliary basal body; cytoplasmic dynein complex; axoneme. The transcript has 13 exons. Gene Ontology annotation, biological process: intraciliary retrograde transport; intraciliary transport involved in cilium assembly. NCBI's taxonomy places the organism in Eukaryota, Metazoa, Chordata, Aves, Passeriformes, Pipridae. Gene Ontology annotation, molecular function: dynein heavy chain binding. Bases 98 to 1162 code for a protein of 354 amino acids. The record is from RefSeq and is a predicted model, not a curated record.